CCUGAAUUGAUUGUUAUAUCAUCUUUUCAAAAUGUGGCCAGAAGUCGAGGCUGCGAAAGCCGACAAAAAACGGGAGCUAUCAAUUACCGGUAAAGGCUUCGCCGAAAAAAUCAAAAAGGACGGGCUAGAUCCAAUUAUUUUCAGUUUACAACAUUUGAAUUUUCUAAAUGUUAGCGACGUUUCAUUGGAAAUUUUGCCCGAUGACAUUGCUAACUUGGAAAACUUGCAAAGUCUUUUACUAUUCGGAAAUAAAUUAACCACACUCCCAAACGCCGUGUUUAAACUGAUAAAUUUAAAAAUGUUAGAUGUAUCGCGAAAUGCUCUCAAUGAGUUCCCUGAAAAUAUGAAUUCUCUAAACAAAUUAGUCAGUAUUAACAUGUCGAACAAUAACAUCGAAUCAGUGCCCAAGUGUUCUAUUCCAACUUUAAAGUCACUCGAUAUAUCAAAUAAUAAAUUAACAAGUUUUCCAGAUAUUUGCUACAGUGAGAUGAAUCAGUUAUCAGAGUUACAACUACAUGGCAACAAAAUUGAAAAUGUUCCAGAGAAUAUUUCUGACUUGCCGGCUUUGAAGUCUCUUGAUUUGUCUUCUAAUGCCAUUAAAAUUCUUCCAAAAACACUGGCAAAUGUUUCCAAGUUGAAAGAUCUAAACUUGAAAGAAAAUCCAUUAAGUGAUAAAAGAUUGUUCAAACUCGUGGAACAAUGUCGUACCAAACAAAUACUGGAUUAUGUUAAACAACAUGGGUAUGUUUCUAAAGAUGAUUCAAAAGCCUCGACUGGUAAUAAAAAUCAACCAAGUAAAACAAACAAAUCAGAACAACCGGAAAAAAAUAUAAAUACCAAAGCACAUAGAAUUAAAGUAUUUAGGGCUCAAGAUGAUGGAAUAAAAGUACAAUAUUGCGAAGAAGUCCGACAACUAAGACCUUUCAUAUUUUGUUGUGUUGUUAAAAAUAUAAAUCUAAAAGGUGAAAAUAGACUACGCAGAUUUUUGCAAGCUCAAACUAGAUUGCACGAUACUGUAUGUCUAAAACGAGAAGGAGCUACCAUUGCCACUCAUGACGCUAGCAAAAUCAAAGGAAAUCUACUAGACUACACUGCAUUACCACCUGGAAAACUUUUCGUAACACCAUUAGGUCAGUCUAAUGCAAUUACAUACAGAUAUUUAUACUUAUUGGAAGGUAAAGAUAAAUUUCCCUGUAUGAUGAAUUCUGCAGAAGAAGUUAUUAGUGUUCCUCCAUUGACUAACAGUGACAUCACAAAGAUGACUGAAGAUACUGUCGAAUUGUUUUUAGAAGUUACAAGCAGUAAUUCUGUGAAUGCAUGUAGACAGGCUAUGCAAGCUUUAAUAAAAGAAAUAUUGAUGUUGGGAAUAGCAGAUAUUGAUAUAAGCGAUGAACAUUUCCAUAAUAUGGUUAUACAUCAAGUGAAAGUUGUGGAUCCUGAAGGCAAUUUGCGUAAUGUUUAUCCUUCACGGACAGAUUUGAUAUUUGAGGAUGACAAUACUAUUGUAGUGGAAAGGGAGUAAAAAUUCAAGAUACGCUAUAAAAUAGCAUUAAAAAUGUGCUUCUGUAUUUACUAAAUAUUAAAUAUAUUCUUGGAAUUUUAUAACAUUA
Ctenocephalides felis (cat flea) is the source of this 1610-nucleotide messenger RNA. RefSeq names its product leucine-rich repeat-containing protein 47-like. NCBI's taxonomy places the organism in Eukaryota, Metazoa, Arthropoda, Insecta, Siphonaptera, Pulicidae. Gene Ontology annotation, biological process: phenylalanyl-tRNA aminoacylation. Gene Ontology annotation, molecular function: protein binding; RNA binding; phenylalanine-tRNA ligase activity. The record is from RefSeq and is a predicted model, not a curated record.